GUUGCAAACCGUACCCUUUGCAGACCGCACCCUUUGGCGUCACCGACCUGCAGUCCCACCUCGCGGAGCACGGCCUCGUCCGAACCGGCAAGCUGGCCAGUCUGCGGGGGCUGAGAGUCGGCGUCGACGCCGUGUUCUGGCUGCGCUCCGUGCAGAACAUGAAGGAUCCUUUCGCGGACGCCCUCGGGGGCAUACCGCCUGGCAUAUUCGGGUUCUUGGACAAGGGCGUGGCGCCUGGGCCGCAGAACUCCUCGUUCACCACGCGCAUGGACCAGUACGCAGAGCAGGCGUGGGCCCACCUCGGCGGGGGCAGGCAGAGCGAGGCGCAGAGGUGCUUCGCCCUUUCGUCGACCCGCAUCAAUGGGGACUUUGUGUACUUCAUCCUGAAGAAGGGAAGCGGCAUGCACAGGGGCUACGAGUGCCUCCAGGCACCGUACUUCGCGGGGGCGCAGCUGGCCCACUUCGCCGAGCAGGGCGUGGUGCAGGCGGUGUUCGGCCCCCCGGGGUUGCUGCUCUACGGCGUCCGGGUCGUCGCCAUCAAUCUGGCCUUUCAUGCACAGACGUUCGACUGGGUAGAGCUCGAUGACGUGCUCUGGCAGUGGAACAUCAGCCAGGACCAGUUUGUGGACGCCUGCAUGCUGGCGGGCACGGAGUACUGCCUCAGCUAUCCGUACCUGAGAAACGCGCACUGCCAGCUCCUGGACCAACCGUGGCGAUUCAACUUCGACGCGGCCGUGUCGAUCAUCAAGCAGGCGCCUCUGAUCGACUGGAUGGAGGCGUUCCCGACAGAGUGCGUGAAGAAUGACUACGUCGAGAGGUACUGCAUCUGCAAGGUCAUCGUGCAGAACUCUCCAGUCUUUCACUUGUCGGACGGCUCGGUGCGCCCUCUCGGGUCCGCCGCUUGCAACAGCCGAGCGCCUUCCAUCCCGCGCGACUUCCACGCAAUUGUGGGCGAAAAGUUGCCCAACAAUCUGUACGGGCUCAUCCUCCAAGGCACCAUAUCGCACAAGUUGCCUCAGGCGCUCGCCAGGGGCGAGUGGACCGACAAGACGCAGCCGCUGGUGGACACCGCGGAGUUUCGAACCUUACUGGUCGAGCUCACGGAUUACCGCGAGAUCGCACUAGGCUUGAUCGCGCGGCACUUGCCGAAGAAAUUUCAGGAGAAGCGGGUCCUGUGCAAAGCCUUCUACGACCCGCACCCAAUCCAGCAAAGUCUUCCCGGAGAGAAUAACCUCAUCGACGGUGCCCGCCUCAUCAGGCCCAGGAGUCAUUUGAACGGCUUGCGGUGGGACAUCAGGACGGAUGCGGUGCAGGCCGAGAUGCAGCGGCAAGGGGCCGACAUGGUUGAUUUCAAGUUCUGCGUCACUUGGCACAGGCAUGCUGUCGAACACGACGGGCCGCUGGUCAGAGGCAUUACGGAAAGGGGCCUCCCGCAGUGUUCGAACGACCUGAAUUCGCUGGCAGCGCUGGUCCAUUUCAUGGUCUUGGAGCACCUGGAGCUCAUAUCGGGCGAGGACGGGGGCAUGACCAUGCUGGAGGUCGUGCUGAGCAAAACCCCGAGGCGAUUCCAGGAGCCCUGCCUGGUCGCCCUGGAGAUGAUGAAGUUCGGCAUCCUCUCUGGGGACCCCUUCAACGCCGCAGGCCCAGAAGGGCAGUUCCCCUGGCAGGUGCAGUACCCAUCAGCAGGCGUGGGCCCGACGAAGAAAUCGGUGAUGCUGCUCAGCCGAGCCAUGUCGCUCGUGCCGAUGAAGCUCAAGAAAGACAUGUGGAACGCCCACGUGGAAUUCGACCUUGCCGCCUUCCACUCGCUGGUGCGCAUCCUCAAGCGAACGCUGAGGCAGAUCGUGGAGGCGUGCUUGGCGUCGGUCUUGCUGGAGGACCUCAGUAAGCUCAAGCUGCUCCCUGCGAACUUCAUGUGCGCCUCGCCCUUGAAGGACGAUCACCUUGCGACGCCAGCAGUGCUGCCCACCUUCAUGCUGUCAAGGGCCUGCAUGGGCAUCCUCGUGGUCCACUUGCUGACGUACCAUGGCAGCCCCGAGAGCUUUCGGCAAGGCCUGGCCGCGAAGUUCCCUUGCUGCGUGCAGCCUCUAGAGGACCUCAGGACCGCCAUCGACUUCUGGAAGGACCUGAAGCGCUGCGUGGACACCAUCGCGGAGCCGCUGGGGGCUGAGGAACUGGCAAGCGACAUGCAGUCGGCCACGGAGGAGCUGCAGCGCGCGCAGGACAGGCUGAGGAUACGCUAG
Molecule: messenger RNA, 2243 nt
Organism: Prorocentrum cordatum
Lineage: Eukaryota; Dinophyceae; Prorocentrales; Prorocentraceae
Source: the annotation of a GenBank genome assembly